UAUCAUACGGAAUAAUAUGUGCCUGUGUCUGUAGAUUCAGUAUGAGUGGAAAGAGAAAGCCAUCACCUGAAUCAUCACUCACAUUACUAUCACCAGACUCACUGCUAUCAUCAUCUUCAUCUGCUUAUCCAUUUUAUGGCGAUGAAGAUAAAAAUGCAAGCAAAGACAACGAUGGAGUAAGUUUUAUGAAGUUCAAUCAGCAGAAAACUAAAGAAUUGUCAAACUCGGUAAAGGUUCUUCAGAUUCCUCAAAAACAGAAAGUUUCACUACCAACAAGAUCAAAAACAUUCGACACAAUUCCGCCAACUUUGGAAGCAAACAACGACGCUUUCGCCUCUUCAUCGUCACCAUUUGACUACGACAGCGUGCAUUCUCCUGGGGGGGCAAGUAACGCGUCGUCUGAAGGGCCUACAUACGUGCGUACGCCGGGGUUCGAACACCACGCCCAAGAGUUUGAAAUCCAGAGGAAGAGACAGCAAUAUUCGAAAUCACGUGCUACUUUCACGUCGCACGUGGGCGAACAGUUAGAUUGUAACGAUUCGGAUAUUGGGUCCGGCCAUGAACAUAUCAGAAGCAGCAGCAGCAAAGUGUCACACGAUGGCUCUGUGCCUAAUGUCACAACGAAGAAGAAGAAGAGCCUGGUCUUGGAUACGUCUAACAAUAAACACGACUCUGAGACGACCAAGAAGACGGAUUCACCUCAGCAGCCAAGCUCAAAACACAAAUUAAAGAAAGAACCUCUACCGAUGAAACUGCGGGCUCUGCCCCAGUCAUUCUGGCAGCAGCCGAACCACACAAAUUCUCUGUCGCCUGGUGCUGUGUACCCAGUUCUGCCCCCGCUGUCCUCGUUCGGCGCUGCCAAAGACGAAGUGGAGAGCCUAGCUGCAGGUGUGAGGUCGACGUCUCCGGCAGAGGAUGGACCGCACCCACGUCGAGAGGUGAGCUUCGCGAACACAGAUCUGCUCUUCAGCCUGUUCAGAGGAGUAGAAGAGGAGCAGCCGAAAGUGACUGUUGUACGCAGAGGAAGACCGAAGAAGCCCCCCUCCACCGUCCUGACCAGGGUGUUGCGGGACGAAGACCCCUGCCUUGUCAGCACCGUCACCGAAUCCAUCCUGCCUCUGAUCCCUGACAGAACAGGGUCCGGAUCUCAGGCGCCAAGACUCGCGCAGGGACAACAGGUCCUGGCCAUGGUUUCCCUGAAGGACGGUGAUAAGUCAGUGUCACUGCCCUCUCUGAAUGUCGAGCACAACUACUCGCAAAUUCUCUCCGAGCUAGUUAUCAAGCUUUAGACCAGUCAGCAGGAAACCCUCGUCCGGACUUAAUCUGUAGCAGCAUCGAAGCCGUAGCUUCACUUCGUUCCGUCCGUCUCUUAACGGAAAGUGUCUACAAGAAGAUAAGCAGUAGAGAUGGACGUAUAUUUUACCGUUGGUGAGAGCUUGUGUGUUACAUGAACUCGAAUGCUAUAAAACCCAGAUAACUAAAAAUAUGUAGUUAUUUUCGGAGACUAAUUAGUUUCUGACAUGGAUCAUUUAUGUUCGUAUAGUAAGGCUAUUUACUUCUUCCGACGGGUUUUUUUGUUGUUGUCGGUGUAGAGGUGUAUAUUCAUUAUUAUGCAUUUUAUAUGAAAACCAUAAAUGCUCAGAACGAGUUUGGAACUCAUAAACAGUGUUCGGGUUCAGGCGGUCCAAGGCUGCUCCAACACAGGGAUCAGCACUUAUUUUAAAAUUGUAAUUUUUUUAAACCUCAACUUUAUUUCAGUGAUAAUAUCAUUUC
Molecule: messenger RNA, 1773 nt
Organism: Cryptotermes secundus
Lineage: Eukaryota; Metazoa; Arthropoda; Insecta; Blattodea; Kalotermitidae
Exons: 5
Coding region: 42-1289 (415 amino acids)
Source: RefSeq, a predicted model, not a curated record